Molecule: messenger RNA, 1195 nt
Organism: Aplosporella prunicola CBS 121167
Lineage: Eukaryota; Fungi; Ascomycota; Dothideomycetes; Botryosphaeriales; Aplosporellaceae
Exons: 3
Coding region: 102-746 (214 amino acids)
Biological process (GO): ribosomal small subunit assembly; translation
Cellular component (GO): cytosolic small ribosomal subunit; ribosome
Molecular function (GO): mRNA binding; rRNA binding; structural constituent of ribosome
Source: RefSeq, a predicted model, not a curated record
GACGACACCGGCGACAACAGCUCCAACCCCACGACGACGAGCCACCCCUCCGUUGACGACAACUUCCCCCCGAUAAACCCAGUCGUCCCAACCUGGUCAACAUGUCUGACGCCGGCGAAGUUGAGGUUGAGAGCCCUCAGGGCUACAUGGUCCUGCCCAAGGACGUCACCGAGGAGAUUGGCAGCAUCAAGCUGUUCAACAAGUGGAGCUACGAGGAUGUCGAGAUCAGGGACAUCUCCUUGACCGACUACAUCCAGAUCCGUACUCCCGUCUACCUCUCCCACUCGGCUGGUCGCUACGCCGUCAAGCGCUUCAGGAAGGCGCAGUGCCCCAUCAUUGAGCGUCUGACCAACUCUCUGAUGAUGAACGGCCGCAACAACGGCAAGAAGCUCAUGGCCGUCCGCAUUGUUGCGCACACCUUCGAGAUCAUCCACAUCAUGACCGACCAGAACCCCAUCCAGAUUGCCGUCGACGCCAUCGUCAACUGCGGUCCCCGCGAAGACUCCACCCGUAUCGGUUCCGCCGGUACCGUCCGUCGCCAGGCCGUCGAUGUCUCUCCCCUCCGUCGCGUCAACCAGGCCAUCGCCCUCCUCACCAUCGGUGCCCGCGAGGCCUCCUUCCGCAACGUCAAGUCCAUCGCCGAGUGCUUGGCGGAAGAGCUCAUCAACGCUGCCAAGGGUAGCAGCAACUCGUACGCCAUCAAGAAGAAGGACGAGCUCGAGCGUGUCGCCAAGUCCAACCGGUAAAUGGUUGUUUUCCUGCUUGGUUGGGGAGCGGUGGUGUGCCGGUGGUUUUGGUUUGGCUCUGCUUCUGGGAAUGGUUUUGUGGACGGGGGGCUAGUCGCAAAAGAGGCUCUUACAUGGUAGUUCACAUCAUACACUCGUCGCAGACAGAACGGAAAAUGCAUGAUCUUUUGCAACGUUAUAAAUGUAUUACCAUUCUUGUCCCCUGCGGGCCCCCUCUCCCAUCCUUCGUCUGGAUCGGAUCUUCCUUUCCUUGGUUAAGGCGAUCACUGGCAGAUUGACCGCAAGCAGCUUUGUCGCUGAGUCUGGACCCCGCAAACGCCGCCGCACCGCUGCGCCCGUUCGCCGUUUCGGCGAAUGUACACCACCGUACUUCCACGGGAUUGUGCCAGCCACUCCGGGUUGCACAUCCGCUCUUUGCCCCUGUCGUCGUACUCGGCGCUCUGCUUGGG